AUACAAGUUCAAGCAUAAAUCAUCAAAUUAUUACAGAACAUCAAACCUAAACACCCAGGGCGGAAUUUUUUGAAGGCAAAUCCGGAUCAGAAGGGAGGGAUCCCUCCCACGGGACCAAGCUCCGUUCGUCUCCUUCACUGCCCUCUCCAAAAACCCCUCUGUUUAGAAAGUUACGUAAGGCAGAAGCAAAUCGGAAGCCAAACACAGAUCUGCAGUUUCCCCCUACCCUCCUUCGCUCUCUGCUCUUCCGACUCUUAGCCGCAAACUCGAAAAAUUCCUCCUGUUUUAUAUGUCCGAACAGUUAUGGUGCCUCCUCCAGACAGCUGCUGGUUGCUGAAGGAUCGAGAUAUAGACUUUUCAGACCUCUGCAGCCAUUCUUGAUGGUGAUCGGUGAUGAUGGAUUGAAGGGAAGGAUGGUCGGCGAAGAUGGUGACCAAUCGAAGCCGGGAAAUUGGAGAAAGGCUAACGGUCGUGAGGAAGAAAAAGGAUACAGGGAUUUUUCGCCUGAUGGCUCUCCCCUACAGCAUUUUUUUCCCCUAUUCCCUUCGUGCUUCGCGGCUAGGGUUUAUGAAAAAGGAUAGGUGAUCAAAAAGGGUAAUCAAAAUCGGCACAAACA
Rubroshorea leprosula is the source of this 616-nucleotide messenger RNA. NCBI's taxonomy places the organism in Eukaryota, Viridiplantae, Streptophyta, Magnoliopsida, Malvales, Dipterocarpaceae. The record is from the annotation of a GenBank genome assembly.